GACAGCUGUCAAAACUGUUGGACGCGAAAUAGAAAAAAGAAUUCAGCUUCGGAGUGCGGCAUCGAAUUUCGAUUGAUAUUGAAACAAAAAGGCUAAUAAUUACCAAUCCUGCCCUUCUGUAUCGGUAAAAGUAACAUUCCUGAAGUAAACGCAGCAUCUAAAACAACUCUUAAUGCGUCGUAAAGCAAGCGGCAGUGUAAGUACGCCGGAAAAAUCGACCCCGCGUCGUUCCACGCGAGGCCGUGUCCGGCGUUCACCGUCGAAAUCGCCCGAACCGGAACCGGACACAGAUGAACGGGAGUACGGCGCUACUGCUAGUGCGCAGGAUGAGGAGAAAAACAGUAGCUCGGAGGAGGAAACCACCAGCCGUAAGGGGGGUGCGAGAGGUCGUGGAGCCCGCGGCAGGAGUACACCGUCACGGCGCAAAACGGACGAUACACCGCCACCGUCCCGCACCCGGCGCAACAGUCGCCGGGAGAAGGAAACGCAGGAAGAGCUACCCCCCCAGCCGGAUGUGCCCGGAGUAGAGGAAAAUGGAGCAGAAAGUAAGGUGGAACAGGUCGAGCAGCCUGAUGCAGUUGACACCGCGACGGCGGAAGAGGUGAUGGAACCGAUUCCGGAGGAGACUGCCGAAGAGCUGCAAUCGUCCGACACGGUGAACGAACAAAACGUCGUUCAGGACGAACAAGACGGAAGCGAAACGGUACGUGGCGACGAAACAGAGCACGAGGAACGGAACGAAAGUUCACCUGCACCGCGCGAGGAUUCGGCACCAGCACCGAAAGCAACAGAAGAAACCACCGUAGAAAAGGUAAGUCAUACAAAUGGAGAUGAAGAGGAAAAGGUCGAUGAGGAAACAGAUAAAGGCAACGACAGGCACACUGUAAAUGAACCGGAAGAUGCUCGCGAUGAUAGCAAAGCAGUCGUUAACAGUCGUUCUCGAACAAGGCAAGAAAGCGAAUCCAACGAAAGUGGACCAGAAGAAGAGCAAAGGGAGGAUGAAGAGGAUAAGGAGGAUCCGGGAGCGGCAAAAAGAAAUGAUCGCCACACGCCACAGGAACGCGAUGCACCGGCGGAAGAAUCUAUGGAUGUAGACGGUGCCGCGUCCGGCACAGAUGAGGAAGUGAAGGAUGCUGAUUCAAGCGAUAAACCACAGUGCGAUGAUGCUGUCGAACCGGACGAUCGCUCAAAGAAAGACUCAGCUACAGCACAGCCGGAUCCGACCGAGGGUGACGGUUCAUCACCACCCGCCUCGACCAAGGAUGAACAAAACGAGGAAGAGUUGGAAGCGGGUGAAAUAAAAGACACCGAUCCGGGCGCGUCGGAAUCGAACGCCAAGGAGGGCAGCCCUGUGAAGGAAGCACCACGCAUACGACCGCUUCAGCGCAAACGUCGUUGGCUUUCGUCAAAGAGCGGCGACAGCAAACCGGCCGUCAUUACCAUAUCGACGGAUUCGUUGAAAAAUAUUAUUUCCGACGUGAAGCCCGUCCCGCUGGCUGAUGUUAAACUGGAAUCCUCGUCGGAACCGGAAGGUGCAGAUGAAGCGGCUAGUGCGGAUGAGAAUGAGAAGGAUCGUACCAAGCGCAAGCUUCGCGAAUCGAACGAAUCGUCCACACAGCCACAGCAACCAUUGCCCCAGCGACGCCGUGUAUCGAAAUCAGCAGAAAAGGAAAACAUCGCAAUCGAAGGAGCCGACGGCGACACGAAUGGUGAUUCAACGGCGGUGGUGCCGGCGAAACAGAAGCCGGUGGUAGCUGACAAGAUAGCGUUGUCCCGCAAGAUUAGCAUCGUAAGCGACGAUGGAAGUACGGUCGGAACGACGGCACCGGUCGUACGACCGCCGAGCCCCGCCAAGCAUCUUACGAGCAAUAUAUUAUACAUUACGAACCUGGUCCGACCGUUCACUGUGCUGCAGCUGAAGGGUUUGCUGGCGCGUACCGGCAAAAUCAUGGAGAACGGGUUCUGGAUCGAUAAAAUCAAAUCGAAAUGCUACGUCAAGUACGAAACGGAAGAUGAAGCGACAGAAACAAGACACGCACUUCACGGCAUCCGUUGGCCCGUUUCGAAUCCCAAGUGUUUGGUAGUGGAUUUCGGUAGCGAGGAAGCGAUGGAUAAGGCCAUUCUUUCGACGCUUGAGGAUGGUGCUCUUCGCGCCACUAUGGAAGGCACGAAGGAAGGCAAAGAGUUCGGAUGGUCGCGCGAUGCUGUGAAAAAGGAGGAGACUGUGCGUCGUGUACGUGAAUGGGAUCUUGGCAAGAAGGAUGCCUUUGAUCCGGAACGGGAUGGCAGAGGAGGAGCAGCGCGGGAGCGUGAGGGUGCUGGAUUGGCUGACAAGGACAAGAUGGCGGCGGACCGGACAGGGCGGGAUCGGGAGCGUGGACGGGAGACGGAGGAAGGACAGCGUGAUGGACGAGGAAACCGACCCGAUGGAGCGCCAGGAGAUCGAAGCUUGGAACGGAAACGAUCAACGGAACGUGAAUUUGGACGGGAAAGAAGACGCAGUACCAGUGUGUCACCAGCGCGAAAAUUCAAAAAGAAGGAAAACGAACCUCCGAUAAGGCUGCUAGAUGAUUUGUUCAGAAAAACGAAAACCACGCCAUGCAUAUACUGGUUGCCGCUCACCACUGAACAGAUCGCUGUAAAGGAAGAGCAACGGCGUAAGAAUAUGGCCGAACACCAGCGCCGUCUAGAGGAACAGCGCAAGCAGGAGGAAGAGCGCGAGCGCGAACGGAAGCGCGAACGGGAACGGCGCGACCGGGAACGGGAGCGUGAACGCGAACGGGAUCGUGAGCGUGAUCGCGAACGUGACCGUGAUCGCCGCCGGUCGCGCUCCCGGGAACGCAGCCGUGGUGACGAUGGUGGCAGUGGUAGCCGGCGCAGGCACAGAUAAGCACAUUUUACAAUUUAGCCUUCUUCUUCUUCUCAUUUUUUAAACAUCAAAACCAUUAUCCCUGCCGGCUUACACGAGCGCCUAACACACACACACACACAACAACAACAAAAAAAUUAGAAGCGAAACAGUGGGGAGGAGAAGAGGAAGAACAAAGGCGGAAAUGCAAUUUCGAAAAAGGGAUUUGGUUUUGUAUAAGUCAGUAUGUAAGGAGGUAACCAUAGUCGUGGCGAAAAGGCCUUUUCAUUCUAAAGGCUUCGCGAGUAUAAAAAAGGCCGAUCAAGAAACAUUGGCCGAUGCACACAAGAAGGAAAGCAGCGAGUAGCAGAUAAGCACUAUACCUUUAUGUUUUCUGCCUCUUAUUUGCAUCCACAUCAGUGUGUGUGUGUACGUGUGUACGUGUGUAUGAGUGUGUGGGAAGUUUCUUCCCUUAUUUUGAAAAUAUGGCUAAUAAUCAUCAGUGGAACUACAAAAGGACUACUGUACGGAUAGAUGAUCUCUCUUUCCUAUCCGAUCCGACUCACGUGUUCAGUUCAAUGCUCCUGUUACAUUGACCCUGCACCGUAAACAAUACUGUUUAUUGUAUUAAUUAAUAAUAGCCUAUUAGUUUGUAGUACAGUUGACGCAGACUUACAACAGAGGGCAUCAGCAAAGCAGAGAUUAUUCCAUUCAUUCAUCGAUCCGCCUGCGUUCUCUCUUGCACCUUCUCCUCCCUUUUCUUCACCUGAACCGUUACACGUUAGGGAAGGUCGCUAGAUGAGAUGUAGCAACAAAUUGAAUUCUAAACCCUUUUUGUCAUAUUUCGUAAUAUUUCGACCGGGAGCAAAUGUCCCAGCGAGCGAUCCGGUGGCUCCGGUGAUUUACUCUAUCUUCUAACACAACAAAACCAAAUCACCACGAAAAAAGAAACAAACCCUAGCAAAAAGGGAAUUUAAAAGAUAGGUUCCACGGCCCCGUAACACAGGAAUGUUAACGGUUUUGACUAAUGACUCAUCCUAGGAUCGCUCUAUGAUACUGUUGACCGCUCCAAAUGCUCCACAAUGUUUUAGAGAUACAAAGGCCGCCACAAAGGGUGGUACCGGUAAACGUGUUUUGUUCACGAAGGCAGCAGGGUCAAUUCGACCAAAUUUGCCCCCUCACCCCACCCUCAUUUUUCAUCGACAUCCGACACAUCGCCCCGGGUGUGCCCCGUCUCCAGCUUCGUCACGAGCGUGUGGAUUAAUGUGAGACGUCGUUGUAUCAAAAGGGAUCCAUCCAUCCGUCAGGCUUCUGCUAGGCAUGCUCUGCAUCGGGUGUCUACAUAUUCACUUCAGUUUCGGAAGUACAUCAGUAAAGAUUUCCUGAUCGCCUUGAUGAGCGUGUACGACACAUCGAGUGUGAAUCCAAAGAAAUUUAUUGUUUCCCCCCCGUCAACAACUACAAAUUGCUGUCGUCUUAGGGCAUCACCGUCACUGGUUGUGGGCACCACACGACCCCGCUAAACCCCGGGAAAAAGACCCCGGCCGGACAUUAUCCUUUAGCUCGAUGAUAUGGCAAAACGUUGCACCACUGGGCGCAUGCCAUUCUAAGUGUGUAUGUGUGUCCUUUUCCGGGAAAGAAUUUGAACUGUAAAAAAAACACACACACACACGCAAAAAUUGCAUGAUGAAAUACACGUUUUACUAUCAAGAAA
This is a messenger RNA of Anopheles stephensi (Asian malaria mosquito), 4562 nucleotides long. RefSeq names its product apoptotic chromatin condensation inducer in the nucleus (gene Acn). Gene Ontology annotation, molecular function: RNA binding. The record is from RefSeq and is a predicted model, not a curated record. NCBI's taxonomy places the organism in Eukaryota, Metazoa, Arthropoda, Insecta, Diptera, Culicidae. The transcript is spliced from 7 exons. The coding region runs from base 173 to 2890 and encodes 905 amino acids.